Messenger RNA from Blumeria graminis f. sp. triticale, 3813 nucleotides. Lineage: Eukaryota; Fungi; Ascomycota; Leotiomycetes; Helotiales; Erysiphaceae. The record is from the annotation of a GenBank genome assembly.
AUGAUGGCAACUGAAGCCACCUCGAACAUAUCAGGGAUAAAAUCUAGUAUUCAGGGCAAUCAACGGAUGAACAUAAUCGAAAAUUCUUCCAAGUAUCAUGUCGCCUCAAGAGAAACAGACUUAAAGCGAAAUGAGGCAAAACAAUUUUCAGAUCUCCUCGAACCAAGGACACUUUCCACAAAUAUUAGCAUUAAUGGGGGGUCAGAUAGCGACACCUCUAAAGCCGAGACUGCUAAAACCGAUGGUGAAGAAAAGGGUCAUAUCCGGACCACUUCAACUAUAAGAAAACCAGCAUCAUUCAAACCAGUUUCUGUCAACAAGACCUUUCUAGCUGCUAAAGGAUCUACCACUAAUUUAUCAUCAAAAAUUGGUGAUAAGAGCCUCGUAGGCUCUUCGAUAUCCCAGACUAUACCACUAGUCGGUGGUAACAGCGCAAGACCUCGAUUGGUAGCUAAGACAGGGCCUGGCCUCAAUGCAGUACCAAGGACCGUAGCUGCUGUAAAUGGUGGUAAGGCUGGAGGAGCACCUGAUGCCAGCGCUGUAUGGAACAAAAAUAGACCUGCACCAGCGCCAGAACCUAAAACAUUUACCGAUGAAGAGCUGAAGCAACAGUAUGGAAUCCAUCUAGCAACGAGGCUACAGACCGAUGAUGUGGGAAAGCAAGCCAAUUGGGCGGAUAUUGACGAGGAUGAUGAGGAAUGGGCACCUAAUACGAUGGAAUGGUCAGACGGAACUAAAGUCACCUUGCCACAGUCAAAUAGUGCACCUAAAGAUAUACCACAACCUCCUCCUCCUCCACCAAUACCUGAGCCAGAGGAAAAUGUAAAGUUUAAAGAGAAACCUGUUUCUGAGCCUCUCAACCUUAAAUCGCAAGGAAAACCCCUUCAAGCUACUAAUGUGUCAUCGCUUAAGCCAAAUAUAUUUUCGGGUAGAUCCGGGCUUGUACUAAAGGCUGCAACUGAAAAGUCUACUCUGGUACCCAAGCCACCUGGGCCUCCACCUCCAACUAAGUCUCCCUGGGCACCACUACCACCAGUAGAUAAAGUAGCUCCGAUAGUUUCUGAAGUUAGUCAGGCACAGUCGCAGCCAAAUCGCUACGCUCAAAAAUCAGCUCAAUCUUUUACAAAUAACCCAGCGCCUGCAGCGAAGGAAAUAGCAGCCGACGAUUUUAGUCGAUCAUGGCGAGACUCCCCAAUUGCCGGUAGAGAACUGUACAAUGCUCAGUCUGGGAGAUAUGAACCGGCCAACGACAGUCGAAAAAGCUCCUCUCGCUCAGAUCCAAAGUCUGUUCAGCCUGCUGUGCUACAAAGGCCCCAACAAGAGAACUCUAUCGAAACCUCAAAUACUACUCAAAAUAACCGAGCCGCUACUCAAGACAUCCAACCUCGUAGAACAGCUCCUUCCGAUUCUGGUGGAGCACCUGAAAUCAUUUUUCGAAGAAUGAGUCGAGGAGAUGUACCUCCCAUACCUGAGCUACUGGCUCUGAGAAAAAGAUCUCAAGCUCCCGGAACUGAUGGGAUAGCCUCGCCUGGUGGGCUUGUUUCAUCCAUUCCACAGACAUCGCAACGGAAUAAUCAGAAUCAAACGUGGCAAUCACGUGCUGCAACCUUAGCUAGCCAGUCCUCUCAUUCAAGGCAAGGACAGACAGCUCCGGCCACUCCGAUAAGCUCAGGCAAUGUUGCCUUAAAUUCGCCUGCUGAUUUUGAGGAUCCAUUCGAAGUACAAAAGAAAGCCAUGCAGGUUAAGCGUGAAUUAGCUAUUGCUAGGAGGCGAGAUGAAGAAGCAAAAGAAGAGGCCGAGAGAAAAGAACGUAUCCGAAUCAAACUAGCCUCGAUGGGGCUUCCCGUAGAAAAGGAGCAAAAAACUUCGUCAAAAGAAGAAAAUACGAUUCCUCAAGUUCAGACUCCAAAGACUUCUGAUAUAGAUCCAGUACAGCCCAAGAAAGAUGUGCAGGAAGUCCCCAUUAAAGCAAAUUCGAAUAAUUCAGACUCAAAGAAUCAAAACUCUCUCCCCUCUACCGACGAGCCUAACCCUGUAGAUAAACUUGCACCCUCUCGAUCAUCGACACAUCAACCUCAAAAAGGCACAUCGCAAGCCCAAGGAUCUCAAGAUGCCCGCAGUUCUCAAUCCUGGCAGGGGAACUCGACAGAUAGAUUUAAACCAUGGGCUCCUACUCCUGCACAACAACCCACAUCGCGAAACGUAUGGGGUCCCCCUACUAAUGAUCGUACCCUUGGAAACGGAACUUUUAAUUCAGAACUUGGUAGAAUACCGGAGAUUUCUUCUCAUCCAGGCCCCAUAGGCCCACUAACCUCGAAUCGCGUGACUUCUCAUGGACAACAUGAAUAUGGCACAAGGCCAGCCCCAAUUGCGCCACCAAAUAGAAGGCAAAGUCAAGGCCUACCAAAAGAUUCCGCUAUUCUCUCUGCCGUUGUCAAUUCUGGUUGGACUUCUCUCCCGAAUAAUAUUACUGAAGAUGACGCGAGAAGGGCCAAACGACAAGAACUUGAAAUAAUUAGGGCACGAGAAUCAACAGAAAAUAUUCUAGUCAUAGAUCCCAAACCCCCUGUUGUUCACGAUACUUGGCGUCAGGUCUCCAUGAAGGAAGAUGGGUGUCGUAGUAAAAUACAGUCUAGCCAUACAACUAUUCAUAACGAACAGCCUCACUCAUGGAAACCUCAAGAAGAACCUAUUCAAAAAAUUAUAUUUGAGGAGCACCCAGAUGCACAACGUCUACCUCACGACACAUUUACCGCUCAGCCUCACUUUAGCAACGCCUGGAGAUCAUCCAGUGUUAGUACGGCUCCUACUCGUGGCUCUCGGUUCUUUCCCAACAACAAGGAUAUUCGGUUCGAAGAACAAAAUCUACCAAUCGAAAGACCCGGAUCUCCUUGUCUACCUCCACCCACUCAGAAAGGUCACCCUGUCUACGAUGGUGACGCCACAAAUCCUCAUGUUUCCCUUCCUCGCCCUCUGCCAAUCGUCAAGCUUCCACCAUCUAAAGAACCAGAGCCCAUCAAACCUCCAAAGCCUAUCUCCUUUGCAGCAAUUGUCGCAACGCCAGCUGUUCCCGCUAUCAAUCGUACCAGCUCGCGACCCACAUUAAGACCUAAUUUCCCCGAGCCUACCCGACGAGAACCAGUUGCAGGCAACUGGCAAGAUAAAAUUAAUACGUUGAUAGGUCGCAAAAGUUCAGUCAAGUCUAACUCACUAGCUGUAGACUCUUCUAGCAAGAAAGCACUCGAGGUUCCUCAACAGCGGUGCUCUGCUACCGUAUCUCUUCCAUCACUGGCUCUAGGUGACUUGGCUGUGGACAUUGGAUCGGUGGAAUCUAAGCCAGCUGCUGAGGUCUGUUUUGAAGAGCAAGAGAUGGGCUCUCUUCCUCCAGUAAGGAUUCCAGUUAAGCCCCCCACGGCAGCUUGGGACCUCGCACUGCCCCCUAAACCACUGCCGAAAAAGUUUGCAGUUUCGCAGAUCACCACUGCUGAACAAUAUUCCUUCACACCAGCUAUAACCAACAAUAGUUUCUCUCUUACCAUUAAGAUCCCCGGAAAAGAAGAAUCGAAAGACGUCUUGAUCUAUACAAGUAGACAGAAAAGUAACGCUAGACGCACCGGUACUCGAGGAGGUGGAAACUCACGUCACUCGUCUCAGCAAAAGAACCGAGGUCGUGAUUCCUCUGAUAAUUAUCAACCAACGAACAACAUAGAACAUCUUGUAAUAUCCCCUGGGUCCAGUGCUACUAUCCGCGGCCGAGGCCGAGGAUACAGGAAUAACUGGAAGCGAAAUCAUAUGACUCCAGUUCAUACAUGA